CGUUAGAAAGCACGCCGCCCUCAUGUGAUGUCAGCGGCCGUCCUUAUUUGGCCUCGGCUGAAUCGGAGCCCCACUUGUACCCAGCUUCAACAGAGGAAACCUCACUGGACAAAAUGCUUUCACUGCCAAGUGUUGCUCUGUGCUCUCUGUGUUUAGCAGGGGUUGCCAUGGCAGCACAGCUGCAUCAGGACCAGGUAUCACUCACCAGCAGAACCAAUGAGAGAGUCUACUUCACAUGUACAGGAACUGACCUGUGUAGCUACAACUAUGUGCACUGGUACCAGAAGAAAGAGACAGAAACCUUCAAACUGAUUCUUCAUAUUGAUUUUAACGACGGUACAGUUCAUAAAGGUUACAACCAUCCUCAAAAAAAUGAUUUCUCAGCUGUAAAAGACACAAAUGGCUGUGAGUUGGUGAUCAACAAAGUAAAAGCCUCCCAUGAAGCCACCUACUACUGUGCCUGUUGGAAGUAUGUUUCCCACAGUGAGAAGUGUUGGCUCAUCUUUGGCUCAGGCACCAGGCUGUAUGUAACAGAUCGUCUAGUUGUGCCGCCCAAAGUGAGCAUCUACCCAGCGACCAGAGUCGACCUGAAGGGGAAGAGCUCCCUGCUGUGUCUGGCCACAUCCAUGUUUCCUCCUGAGGUCCAGUUCUCCUGGAGGACAAAGGACAACAAGAGGACAAUUCCUGAGAGAGAGCAAGUGGAGCUCAGAGAGGAAGAGCACGCCGCUGCCAUCCUGCGGAUCAAUCAGCAAGCGCUCAAACGUGUUCAAUACAUCUGCUCUGUCAAACACCAAGGGGACACGGUGGAGGCCAAGAUACCACCAGAGCUUCCAGCGCCUACAACCUCCAUCCCUCCAGUCAGAGACACAGCAGAGCCGCCAGCCGUGGAGCAAAGUGACGUGUCCUUCCAGUUCCAGUGCAGGGUGAAGCUGCUCUCUCUGGUUUCCACAGUGAUGAUAGUGAAGAGCAUGGUGUACUGCUGUGGACUCUCUCUCCUGAUCAUCCACAGAAACAAGGGACCUGCUGACUGACUGUCCUGCGGCGCCGCCUGAUGAUGUCAUCACCGACUGUCCUGCA
Messenger RNA from Myripristis murdjan (pinecone soldierfish), 1077 nucleotides. Its product is annotated as immunoglobulin lambda-1 light chain-like. The coding region runs from base 114 to 1031 and encodes 305 amino acids. The transcript is spliced from 6 exons. The record is from RefSeq and is a predicted model, not a curated record. NCBI's taxonomy places the organism in Eukaryota, Metazoa, Chordata, Actinopteri, Holocentriformes, Holocentridae.